Symbiodinium natans is the source of this 693-nucleotide messenger RNA. Lineage: Eukaryota; Dinophyceae; Suessiales; Symbiodiniaceae. The record is from the annotation of a GenBank genome assembly.
AUGGCAUUCGUGAAGGUGCUCAAGAAUGCCGCCUACUUCAAGCGAUUCCAGGUUGCACGGCGCCGGCGCAGAGAGGGAAAGACUGACUACCAUGCUCGCAGGAGGAUGGUGCGCCAGGACAAGAACAAGUUGAACAAUCACAAAUAUCGCCUUGGAAAGGAGGGGCUUGAUGGUGAGGACUAUCACAUCGAAGAUGAGGAGAGCGAUCAGCGCCCUUCAUGUGCAUUCUGGACGUUAGCUCUCAAGGGUGCAGUCGAUGGAGGUCUUCACAUCCCGCAUAGCACCAAGAACUUCCCUGGAUUCAAGGCAGCGGAUGAGAAGGGCGGCGAGUCCGAGUACGAUGCGGAAGCACACAAGGAGAAGAUCUUCGGCAACCAUGUGAAGGAGUACAUGGAGAUGCUACAGGAGGAGGAUCCUACGAAGUACGAAGCCCACUUCUCCAAGUACAUUGAGAAUGGCAUCGAUGCGGAGAAAAUGGAAGACAUGUACACAGAGGCGCACGAGAAGAUUCGUGAAGAUCCCGAGGGUGAGAAAGCCGAGAAGAAAGACAUCACAUACGAAAAGGAUGGGGACACCAUGAAGGCCUCUGACGGUACUGAGCACGCGAGAAGCCGCAAGAUCACGCUCGAGCAGCGCAGGGAAAAGGUCGCCGCCAAGAUCGCCGCCGCCCAGGCCAAGAUGAUGGAGGAGUGA